Molecule: messenger RNA, 936 nt
Organism: Aspergillus mulundensis
Lineage: Eukaryota; Fungi; Ascomycota; Eurotiomycetes; Eurotiales; Aspergillaceae
Exons: 2
Coding region: 1-936 (311 amino acids)
Source: RefSeq, a predicted model, not a curated record
AUGGCUGUAGUCUCACCCCCUGCCAUCUUCCCCAAAAAGGGCAUCCUCAAGCCCGCUCGCGAGCCCGCCACCUCCGAGCACGAGGAAGACGAAGACGAGGUAAAGUAUACCCGGAGCGAGAGAGGCGUGUACCUGCUGUACCUGGAACUAAAGGCGCAGUUCGACGCAGACAGACGGCGGGAAAGCGAAGACGAAGCAAGCGAAGCAAGCGAAGUGCACCAAGACGACGCCGUCAUUCCGUCUGAGGAUGUUGGCUGGAUGACAUUGACUCUCCCCACUUCCUGCACUUCUGCUGAUGCUGAUGCUGAAGCUCAUGCUCUCGCACCCCCGUCUGAAUCUGACUCGUCUGCCGCCAGCCAGCACGCUCACGUCCUCCUCUCGACCUCCGCGAGUAGCAUCCGUUACUUCUCUAAAAGCCAAAGCCAAAGCCAAAAGGCAAAAGGCAAAAGCCAAAAGGCAAAAACCAAAAGGCAAAAGCCAAAGCUAAAGAGCAAAAUCAAAAGGCAAAGUCAAAAAAAGCCAAAGGCCAAAAAGGCAAAGUCAAAAGCCGAAAAAGCCCAAAGGUCAAAAUACCAAAACACCAAAAGCCCAAAGGCCAAAAUCCAAGGCCCAAAAUCCAAGGCCCAAAUCAAAAAGCCAACAUCCCAAGGCCCAAAUCCCAAAGGCCCAAAUCCAAAAGGCCCAAAUCCCAAAGGCCAAUAUCAAAAGGCCAAUAUUAAAAGGCCAAUAUCAAAAGGCCAAUAUCAAAAGGCCAAUAUCAAAAGGCCAAUAUCAAAAGGCCCAAAUCAAAAGGUCUAUAUCCAAAAGCCAAAGGCCAAUAUCCAGAAAUUGAAGGCAAAAACCAACGUCCAAAUGGCAAAGGCCCAAAUCCAAAGACCAUCAUCCAAAGGCCAAAUCCAAAGGCCACAAUCCAAAGGCCCAAAACUCAAGGCUUAA